CCUUUCCUUUUGCUAAUCUCACACUCCUCCUCUUCCAUCUCUCGCAAUCACUCACUCACUCUCUUUCUUUCUUUCUUCUAUUGCUAUGUUUCACCAAUUUCACUGUUGAUGAAAAUGAAAAGAAUAUCACUAUCUUCAUCAAAACGUGCACCAGCUACUAAUAAUAAUAACAAUUAUUACAUGAUGGUUAAGGAAAGUAGUAUUAGUAUAGAUUGGGAGGUGAGGCCUGGUGGAAUGCUUGUUCAGAAGAGACAAGAAAAAAUUGUUGACUCUUCUUCUUCUUCUUCUUGUUCAAGUCCAAUGAUCAAAGUUAAGGUCUCUCAUGGUUGUAAUCACCAUGAGGUUAAUGUUCCUUCACAAUCCACUUUUGGGCAUUUAAAAGGUGUCCUUGCAUCUGAGACUGGCCUAGAACCUAAGGAACAAAGGCUAAUAUACAUAUUGUUAGAGGAUCCAGCCAGCACAGAAAGGAAGCUUCAGGAGAUGCAGAGAAGGCAAGAAGAUAUAAUAAUUGCAAAGGCAAUUGAAUCAGUCUCCAAUGUCAGAACACAAGUGGACAAGCUACAACAAAAGGUGGUUGAUUUGGAGAGGACUGUUUGUGGUGGUAUUAAAGUUGAGGACAAAGAGUUUGUUGUCUUGACAGAGCUACUAAUAGUUCAAUUGCUUGAGUUGGAUUCCAUUGCUGCUGAUGGAGAAGCUAAAGUACAGAGAAGAAUUGAGGUUCAGCGUGUACAAAGUUAUGUGGACAAAAUUGACAAAAUAAAAGCAAGAAAUUCUGCUCCUUUAGGCAAUGAUGCUAACAACAAUGCGGUGUCAGUGACCACCAAAUGGGAGCCAUUUGAAUCAGGAAUUGGAAGCUUCACGUCACCAACUCCAUUCAAAUUAUCAACUACUAUCAUCACUCAAAAUUGGGAAUUGUUUGAGUGAUAAACAAUUGUCCUUUCUAAGUUGUUU
Arachis ipaensis is the source of this 951-nucleotide messenger RNA. Its product is annotated as BAG family molecular chaperone regulator 4. Gene Ontology annotation, cellular component: cytoplasm. Gene Ontology annotation, biological process: protein stabilization. Lineage: Eukaryota; Viridiplantae; Streptophyta; Magnoliopsida; Fabales; Fabaceae. Gene Ontology annotation, molecular function: protein-folding chaperone binding; adenyl-nucleotide exchange factor activity. The record is from RefSeq and is a predicted model, not a curated record.